UUGUCUGCUUCGCGGACGUAUCAUCGUGAAAUUGGAAGUCUUUAUCUCCCAAAGACUCCACCAACAGAUUUGGACUGAGAAAAUGAGGUAUUCUGAUCUCUGAUACAUGUAACCGCAGUUUCUCGAUGUUCAAAAAGUAAACGAUCGCUGUCUAACUCACAGUACCGAUUUUGAAGCCACGAUUCCGUUUUCAUUUUUGUUUCGUAUAAAUCCAGCUCAGCAAAAGCGUCAUUAAUCUGGUGUGGAGUCCAAUUCUAUGUAAGAAGGAAUCAUUCAGUUUUAGGUUCUUCUAUAUUUGGCAGGAGGCCCUACAACCUAUAUUUGGGUUUGGAUUUUUGGAGGCAUAUAGAUAGAGACAUUUUAAUACAAGACCCACGACGGUUUUAUCUGUGCAAGAAACGGACCUUUGUAAGAUUCUCAAAUUGUAACUCAUCGACAAAGCAGAAGCAUAAGCAGGGGAAGAAGAAGAAGGAGAAGAAAAAGCACUCCUUUGUAGAAAGAAGAACAAGGGAUUGAAGCGAUGGCGACCGAGACUUUGGUUUUGAUGGGAAAGGACGGAUCGUCGUCGCUAUUUUUAACGUCUGGGGCAACUGGGCGCAUAAACGCUCUGUUUUCUAUUCGAUUGUUGAAGAGCCUGCUAAUGCUGAUAAAUGCCGUCGUUUUACUGCUGCUUUUACCCUUCCGAGGACCGAGGCGGGUCUCGCCGGUGGACAAACCUAGCAAGGACGAGAAACAAACCGAUUAUCACCGGAAGGGGGUGGUGGUGCGAGUUCCGACAGGUUUUGUGUCAUGGAAGAGUUAUUUAAGCGUUGGCUGUAGCAGUAGUAGCGCGGCGGCGACGGUGAAGGCGGUGGAUGAAGCUGUGGAGGCAAGGAGAGCGAUGGCCAUACGGAGAGUUUUGGAGGAUAGCGACCACAGUACGGUGAGAGAGUAUUCCCUAAUCGGUACGAAAAGGGGUGACACAAUCUUCACGCAAUCUUGGACGCCAGUGUCGGUUAAAAUCAGAGGACUUGUUCUUCUUAUGCAUGGACUUAAUGAACACAGUGGCAGGUACGGUGAUUUUGCAAAGAAGCUGAAUGCUAAUGGAUUCAAGGUUUACGGGAUGGAUUGGGUUGGCCACGGCGGAAGUGAUGGGCUACAUGGAUACGUGCAUUCUCUUGAUGACGCUGUUUCUGACAUGAAAGUUUUUCUUGAGAAGGUUCUUAUUGAAAAUCCUGGGCUUCCUUGUUUUUGCUUUGGACACUCAACAGGUGCAGCCAUUGUUAUUAAGGCACUGCUGGACCCAAAGGUCGAAGCUUGUGUAUCCGGUGCAGUUGUGACCUCACCUGCAGUUGGAGUCCAGGCUUCUCAUCCAAUAUUCUUGGCACUUGCCCCUAUCGUUUCAUUGCUGCUGCCUAAAUAUCAAUUUAAUUCUGCCUAUAAAAAGGGUUCAACGGUUUGUCGAGAUCCAGAUGCACUAGUAUCUAAAUAUUCUGACCCACUAGUGUGUACUGGAUCGCUCAGAGUCCGAACAGGUCAUGAGAUUAUCCGAAUCACGACCUACUUGCAACAAAAUUUGAGAAAUUUCAAAGUUCCGUUCCUGGUUCUUCAUGGCACUGCCGAUACAGUCACUGAUCCCGCUGCUUCUAAGAAGUUGUAUGAAGAGGCCUCUUCAUCUGACAAAACCAUCCAUUUAUUUGAAGGAUUGUUACAUGACCUCCUUUUUGAACCAGAACGUCAUGCUGUCACACAGGAAAUAAUUCAGUGGCUGAAUAGUAGAGUGUGAGGUUAGAUGGUGUCUUGGCUUCAUGGAAUUGUUCACGGAGAGAACGUCUCUGGUGUUCCUUUCCAUAGAUUGCUGCAAGGUUAUUCCAUGUGAAAGUGAGAGAAGAAAAUUGCAGCAAGUGAUAUAUUGAAGCAUUUUUUUUCCUGUGUGUAACUAGUGACAACCGUGUAAUAUUUACUCUAGAAGUAGACAGGGAAUUGUUCUGUAUUAUUCUCAAUUUGUCAUCGUCCUGAUUUUAUGUGAACGUGAUUAAUGUCUUCGGAGAAUCAAUCACUUAAUUUUCCAA
Prosopis cineraria is the source of this 2051-nucleotide messenger RNA. RefSeq lists its product as uncharacterized. The transcript is spliced from 7 exons. Gene Ontology annotation, cellular component: membrane. Lineage: Eukaryota; Viridiplantae; Streptophyta; Magnoliopsida; Fabales; Fabaceae. Bases 521 to 1765 code for a protein of 414 amino acids. Gene Ontology annotation, molecular function: lipase activity. The record is from RefSeq and is a predicted model, not a curated record.